This is a messenger RNA of Olea europaea var. sylvestris, 648 nucleotides long. RefSeq lists its product as uncharacterized. NCBI's taxonomy places the organism in Eukaryota, Viridiplantae, Streptophyta, Magnoliopsida, Lamiales, Oleaceae. Bases 1 to 648 code for a protein of 215 amino acids. The transcript has 6 exons. The record is from RefSeq and is a predicted model, not a curated record. Gene Ontology annotation, molecular function: zinc ion binding.
AUGCAACAGCUCGAUGCGAUUAAUGGAAAGAUAAGGUGUUACCUGGACGGUGUUGGUCCUGCUAAAUGGUCACGAUUCCACAUGCCAACGAAUCGAUAUUCUACAAUGACAUCGAAUAUAGUAGAACAUCGGGAAACUGCGCAAGCCACUUUCACAACCUUGUCAAGCAAGUAUGAGAAGCAAAUAAGGGAAAUGAGCAUGGAUAUAAGAAACUUGAGGGUUGCGCGUAUUAAUCAGACAAUGUUCUCAACCAGCUGUGAAAAUUUAACUUUUGUCGUUGAUAUAGAAGGACGUACAUGCACUUGUAGGAUGCUCCAAGUUGAUCAACUACCGUGUCCACACGCUCUGGCUGUGAUUGCAAGAAAUCGAAAUGAAUGGAUAGUGUCCAAAGACUUCGAGAACAUAGUUGUGUUACCACCUAAUCAAAAGCGAAGUUGCGGAACUCCUAGUGAGAAGAGGUUUAGUUCUGCAGUUGAAAAUAACAUAACUGUCCAAUGCGGUCAUUGCGGUGAAAGUAGUCACAAUUGCAGAACUUGUAGCAGUUUGGUGGGAAUUGGGUAUAGCCUAAAAGAACCUGUGACGUGUGUUGUGACCAUUACAGUGCGAACUAUCACCGGAGGGUUGUUACAUUUACUUCAUAAUAAAUGA